Leptidea sinapis is the source of this 698-nucleotide messenger RNA. RefSeq lists its product as uncharacterized. NCBI's taxonomy places the organism in Eukaryota, Metazoa, Arthropoda, Insecta, Lepidoptera, Pieridae. The annotation marks the transcript as partial. The record is from RefSeq and is a predicted model, not a curated record. The transcript has a single exon.
ACAAAGCAGGAUGUGAAGAAAUGGUAUCAAUGCUAUCACAGCAGCACAUAUCCUAUUACCAAAUUUAUGCAAAUGGAUACUGUGAAUGAGUCAGUGGGAUCUGUAGUGAACACCAACAAAUCACCUAUGGCUCAUAGUACACUCAUGGAAUCAAUUCCAAGUGAGGAUUCAACAAAUGAUUCCAGGAUCCCUACAGAAUAUUCUUACAGUGUUGGACAUAUUAGCCAUAUCCCCCGCAUCCCACCAACUCCCACUACAUUUACUAUACCUUCCGUACUGAAUGCCAAUAAGUCUGAUUCUAAUGAAGAUCCUAUUUUUGGAAUGAUAAAACUUGGUGGCAAUGAUGUAUGUUAUACUAGUGGCACAAUUGAGUGGGUUGGUAGAAAAAGAACAUUUCCAUUGAACACUGGCUUCAAAAUUCUAGAUAAACAUACAGAUGCCACUGAAAAUUUACCAAAGAAAGUUAGGAAAACAAAUGUGACAUUUAUACAUGAAGGUGGCAGCAAGGAUUGUGAAUGUGCAGAUGUUUUGCCAACUGUUAAUGCUAUUGUUGAUCAUUUAAAUGCUCUCCAUGAAGCAGUUGAUCUUGUUGAUCUGAGACUUUGCACAGUUGAAGAUGUUGUAAGCAAGAAUUAAUUAAUGUUUAAUGACAUAAAAUGAAAAAUUUUAUUAAAAAUAUUGUUUAUUCAUAAAAUAUG